Molecule: messenger RNA, 872 nt
Organism: Culicoides brevitarsis
Lineage: Eukaryota; Metazoa; Arthropoda; Insecta; Diptera; Ceratopogonidae
Gene: Sys1
Product: protein SYS1 homolog
Exons: 3
Coding region: 282-743 (153 amino acids)
Biological process (GO): protein localization to Golgi apparatus; Golgi to plasma membrane protein transport; Golgi to endosome transport
Cellular component (GO): Golgi membrane; trans-Golgi network
Source: RefSeq, a predicted model, not a curated record
UAAACACGAAAUUCAUGAAUUUCUUUAUUUUUUGUAAAUUCUCUAAAAAAUAUCAGGAAAUUCUGUGAUUUAACGACGAUUUGCCGCCUGAACAACUCUAAAAAAGUCUCCAAAGUCUGAAAUCCGAGAAGAAAAUUGACAAAAAUUGAAGAAAAAUGAAAAAAUAAUUAAAAAAAAUUUAGAAUCAAAAUUUUUAGAAUAGUCGACGACAGUAAAUUCUAAGACGAGAGCUGUAAAAGCAACUUAAAGACUUUGUUGUGAUACUAAAUAAGAGCAAAAAAAUGGCUGGAAAAUUUAGACAGACGAAAUUUGAUCCAAUUAUGAUCAUCUCACAGAUUGCUGCGAUGCAAUGUCUGCUGUACCUGAGCGCUAUAGUGUUAAUGACAGUAAUUGAUGUGGUGUCUGGCGAGAAUUUCGUGUUGGAUCAGUUGUUUGAGUAUAGACAAGUGCACGUCUCCAACGCUGGCGUAAUUCUCACGUAUCUCGUAAACGCCCUUGUCGGCGCUUUACUCCUUUGGAUCGUCGUUCGCCGUACGAAACUCUGUCUCGACUUCAGCUUCACAUGGCAUCUGUUUCAUCUCAUCAUUUGUUGGUGGUACAGUCAAUCUUUCCCAACGACCUUCAGUUGGUGGCUUCUCAACAUUGCUUGUGCGACAUUGAUGUGCAUUACGGGCGAAUUUCUCUGCUUGAAAACUGAACUGCAGGAAAUUCCCGUUGGAUAUUUGAAAUUAACCGAAGUGUAACUCCUUCAUUUCCUUUGUUUCCAUGUAAAUAAUAUGAUUAAUUUAUGUCUUGUAAUUAAAAAAAAAUAAUUGUUAACAAAUUUCUACGGAAAAAUCCCUUUUUUUACUUCAUUACAAUAAUUUAUUUUU